Fulvia fulva is the source of this 963-nucleotide messenger RNA. RefSeq lists its product as uncharacterized. The record is from RefSeq and is a predicted model, not a curated record. NCBI's taxonomy places the organism in Eukaryota, Fungi, Ascomycota, Dothideomycetes, Mycosphaerellales, Mycosphaerellaceae. The coding region runs from base 1 to 963 and encodes 320 amino acids. The transcript has 2 exons.
AUGGUCUCCACGCGCAUCGCAGCCUUCACCCUCCUCUCCCGCCGCGGGAGCCUCGUCGCAGCACAACAAGGCGUCAUCAGCAACGGAAACAGCCAACUGCCAGCAUGCGCGCAAUCGUGUCCUCUGCUCGUCCAAGCAGCCCAGGCCUGUACUGCCACCAACACCGCCACGCAGUCCAACUGGGCCUGUUUCUGCCAAUCUGCCUACUUGACCACUCUUACAUCAUCCGCCGUGGGCAUAUGCGACGCCGUCUGCACCAAUCCCACCGAAAAUGCUCAAGUCUCGACGUGGUACAACAGCAACUGCGGCUCGGAUUUCGGCGCGUCGGAACAUGCUGGUGAUGGGAAUGCUGGCGGUGCUGCAACAACGGAUGCUGCAGGAGCCCCUGCGGCCACGGCCUCGGCUUCAUCGCCCGCCGCUGCGACACGAUCAGCGGGCAGCAGUGCCGGCAAUACCUCUGGCGGUGCGACCAAGCAUGUCGGAACGUGGUGGGAGGAGCAUUACAAAUGGAUCAUCAUGCUGAUCGUCCUCGCCAUCCUCCUUCCCGCCAUUGGAGUCGGCGCGAUAUUCCUGAAGCGACGCCACGACCGCAAGAUGGACCAGAUCCGGGGCGGCUUCAAUGCCGGAAUCACAGAGCGGACAGGUCCCAUGAAAGACCCUGGCGUCAAUCAAUCCGGCAGCGUUGCGGCAGGAGGAAUCUCAGCCAGCGGCAGAAACACACCCACCAGGACGCGAGACGCAUUCAUGCCAUAUGGUUAUGGAUACAGUCGCAGCGAAAGCAGGCUGGCUUCGCAAUCGAACAUUCACCCAGCAGAAAGAGGCAUGACGCCGCAUAAUGACACGGAGAAGGGUGGUCCCUCGAAUGCGGCGACGCUGAGCCAGAAGAAGUCGAAGAACAAAGUGCUUGUUCGCGAGAGGAAUGUCGAGCAUGAAGUAUCGAAUGAGAAGGAUAACAGGUUCUAG